Molecule: messenger RNA, 3169 nt
Organism: Suncus etruscus (white-toothed pygmy shrew)
Lineage: Eukaryota; Metazoa; Chordata; Mammalia; Eulipotyphla; Soricidae
Gene: POP1
Product: POP1 homolog, ribonuclease P/MRP subunit
Exons: 15
Coding region: 1-2940 (979 amino acids)
Biological process (GO): tRNA 5'-leader removal
Cellular component (GO): ribonuclease MRP complex; nucleolar ribonuclease P complex
Source: RefSeq, a predicted model, not a curated record
AUGUCGAAUGCAAAGGAACGCAAACAUGCUAAGAAAAUGAGAAAUCAGCCCACGAAUGUAACCUUAUCCUCGGGUUUCGAGCCCGAGAGAGGCCAGAAACUUCAUAAUGGAGGCGGGAGGCCUUGGCACUCACAGAGAUCAGAGCCUCACGCUGGAGCUUUACGACAGCGACAUGGCCGAGGGGCCCAGCAGGCAGCCGAACCCGACAGCAGCCAGCAGUCCUCGUCCACGGUCCUGUUCAAGAAGAAGGGUGGCUGGAAAGCGGGGCCCGAGGGCACGUCUCAGGAGAUCCCCAAGUAUCUGACUGCGGCCACAUUCGCGCGCGCCCGAGCAGCUGAGAUCCGUGCCAUGCUGACCGCCGUGACCCAGAAGUCGUCCAACUCCCUUGUCUUCCAGACCCUGCCACGACACAUGAGGCGCAGAGCCAUGAGUCAUGACGUCAAACGCUUACCCCGGCGGCUGCAGGAGCUGGCCCGGAAGGAGGCGGAGAAAGCUGUGCACCAGAAAAAAGAACACUCCAGAAACAAGUGCCACAGGGCUCGGCGCUGCCACACUGACCGCGUGCUGGAGUUCAACCGGCGGCAGAGAAGGAACCUGUGGCUGGAGACGCACAUCUGGCACGCCAAGCGCUUCCACAUGGUGAAGCGGUGGGGCUACUGCCUGGGCGAGCGGCCCACGGCCAAGAGCCACCGGGCCAGCUACCGGGCCAUGAGCAGUCGCUGUGUCCUGCAGGAUCUGUCCUACUACUGCUGCGUGGAGGUGCGGGGUGCCGAGGAAGCUGUCCUGCAGUCACUGUCACCCCUGUGCAACACGGACACAGGACGGACAUUUGCAGCCGUGCACUGCUUGUCUGGAAGGUGCCAAGGCAGCCUCACCCUCUACCGGGCACAUCGGUACCCCCAGGAAACACUGGGCCCAGUUACCUUCCUUUGGAGGCCUGCAAGCUGCCCCGGGGACAGCUCUGAGACCCGACAGCUGUGGAUCUGGUUUCAUCCAGCUCUCAAGCAGGAUGUUCUAGAGGAGGUCCGGGUCGCGUGCCAGUGCUCGGAGCCCGUCCAGCCCCCUGCCUGCAGCCCUGAUGCCCCCCCAACACAGGCACCUGACGGCCGCCACAUGGAGCCGCCUACAGAGAGGCCUGGCAGGAAAAGGAAGCGGAGGGACGAGGGUGAGGACAGCCGUGCUGCCAAGAAGAUCUGCGGCGACGGGACACGGGCACCUCACGAGCCCCGCUCCUGGGUCUCACCGGUCACAGGCAUCACUGUCAGCGACCUGACGCUGGAGCUGAACAGAUUCCGGCUCAUUGGUCCCCUGUCCCAUCGUGUCCUCACUGAGGCCUUGAAGCCGGCGCCUGUCCACUCUGGGUCCGAGGAGGCCGAGCAGACGCCGCACGGAUGGUGGGCUGCCGCCUGCGGGAAGCCAGCUGAACUGGCCCUGCACCGCACACAAGGAGCUGUGUUCCAGCUGCUGGGAAGCAUCGCAUCACCUGCAGAGCUUCCCCCAGGUAUGGUUCUAGGACUGACAGUGGGGGAUCCACGAUUAAACUUGCCUCAAAAGAGGUCCAAAGUGGUGCCCGGCCCGGAAGACUGCCAAGAUCAGGAGAAGCUGAGAGAGCUGCGUCUGGGGGCCGUGCCUGCCACGUGUGCCAGCAGCUUCCUCUGGGACCAGGACAUCUGCAGGAGUGUCACCGAGAAUAAACUCUCGGAUCAGGACUUGAACCAGAGGAGGAGUGAGCUGCUGGUGCCCGGCUCGCCACUCUUUCUGGGGCCACGGGAGUCCAAGAUCCCCAUCCUGGUGGUCCAGCAGCCUGGGAAGGUGGCUGGUGACGACUGCCGUGGCUGGGGCAGUGGCUGGGACAUCCUGCUUCCGAAGGGCUGGGGCAUGGCUUUCUGGAUCCCCUUGAUCUAUCGGGGCGCCCGCGUCGGAGGUUUGAAGGAGUCACUGGUGCAUUCUCAGUACAUGCGGUCCCCUAGUGUCCCUGGGGACUGCCCAGACUGUCCUGCAGGGGUUCGUUUUGCCCAGGAGCAAGCCAAGGAGCUUCUGGAAAAGUACCAAAGACGGCCUCCUGCUAAGCGCCCCAACUUUGUAAAGCUGGGCACGCUGGCACCAUUCCGUUGCCCCUGGGAGCAGCUAACCCAGGAGUGGGCAGCACGGGGUGUUGCCCAAGAGACAGCAGGGGCAGGUUCCUGCCCGGAGCAUGCAGGGAAAGACGCAGGAGGAGCCUCCCAGCCACAAGAGUCUGGCCAGGAAGCCAGUGAUGGCACAGCCAAGGCCGUCCAGCAGCCUGCGGAAUCAGCAGCCACAGAGGGCCCAGUCCUAGAGAGGACUAACAGCUUCUGUGUCCUCAGGAGCAGGUCGUGCCUGAAGCAACUGUCGGUCUGGUGCGGACCCAGCUCUAGGAUCCGGGCCAGUUCAGGCGGGGAGUGCAGCAGGCAGCCACUCAACCCUGAAGCUCUCCUGGUCCUCUGCAGCCGCUUUCCUCAGGCCCUGGUGUGGGUCAGUGUCUUCCCGCUCCGAAAGGGGAGCCCCGAGCCCCACUCCAUGAUCUGCAUCCCAGCUGAGGAGGAUCUCCAGCGGCUGCGACAGGAUCGACUCUUUGGGGGGCCCCAGGAGCCCAAGCACAGUGACCCCUUCAAGAGCCACAUCCGUAAAGAGAAAGAGAAGAGGAGAGACAAGGGCCAGGCUGUGAGGGGCUCCACACUGGGACUGUGGCCGGCGCCACUGCCCUCUGUCAUGGCUCACGGCUCCCGCGUGCUCCUGGGCUUCGUCACACAGGGCGACUUCUCUAUGGCCGUGGGCCGCAGUGAGGCCCUGGGCUUCGUGAGCCUCACUGGCUUCCUGGACAUGCUGACCAGGCAGAUGGCUGCCGAGCGUGGGCUUGUGCUGCUUCGGGCUGCCAAGUCUCUGCAGUACCGGUUCGCCAGGGUCACCGUUGAGAUAUGACACUGCCCGGCUUGCUCUCAGCAUGGAGAGUGGAAAGCACCGCCCAAGAGGCACCAGGCAGGUGGACAAAAGGGUCACCUCAUCCCCCCAUCUCCCUGCCCCUGCAGUCCCCCUGGGGAACAUCAUUUGGCAUCAGACUUUUCAAGAAAUGUUUCUUCUUCGAGAUCAUUCUUGCUGCUUUCUCCUUGUCCCCCUUUUGGUUAUCAGGAACAAUGAGUUGGGGGAAAAA